Molecule: messenger RNA, 1289 nt
Organism: Ostrea edulis (European flat oyster)
Lineage: Eukaryota; Metazoa; Mollusca; Bivalvia; Ostreida; Ostreidae
Product: phosphopantothenate--cysteine ligase-like
Exons: 7
Coding region: 27-953 (308 amino acids)
Biological process (GO): coenzyme A biosynthetic process
Cellular component (GO): nucleus; cytoplasm
Molecular function (GO): phosphopantothenate--cysteine ligase activity
Source: RefSeq, a predicted model, not a curated record
ACGAUUGAAUUAAUGUGACUUGAGGAAUGGCGGCAAAUUUUUUGAGACAAAACUCUGUCCCUGACAAACUUGAUGAACAGAAGUCAGUAGUGAUAGAUUUCAUUGAACAUCAGAAAACUUUGGAUCGUAAAGUUGUUCUUGUCACUAGCGGAGGAACCACGGUGCCGCUGGAGAGUAAGACCGUGAGGUUUAUAGACAACUUCAGUGUGGGGUCUAGAGGCGCAUCUUCUACAGAAUAUUUUCUAAAGGAAGGCUAUAGUGUAAUUUUCCUCCACAGAAACAGGUCCCUGAAGCCAUUUCUACGUCAUUUAUCUGGGUACAAUUUUCUGGAUUUGUUACAGCUGGAUGGGGAUGAACCAAAUUCAUCUGUCAGAGUUAAACCAGAACAUCAAAAACAGCUAUCAUCCAUUCUGCAUGACUAUGAGCGAGUCCAAGCUGACAGGUCACUACUAAAUGUUGAAUUCCAGACCCUGUCCGAGUAUUUACACCUGUUACAGGUGUGCGCUACCUGUCUACAGAGUCUGGGACGGUCUGCAAUGUUGUACCUAGCGGCAGCCGUGGCCGACUUCUACAUCCCCAAAAGUGAAAUGCCAGAGCAUAAGAUCCAAUCCUCGGACGGCCCCCUGCAGUUGUCCCUACAGCUUGUGCCAAAAAUGUUGGAACCACUGGUGAAGGAGUGGGUACCACAAGCUUACGUCGUAUCUUUCAAAUUGGAAACAAACAAGGACAUUUUGGUUUCAAAGUCUCUUCAGGCUCUGGAGAAAUACCACCACCAGUUGGUGAUUGCAAAUCUUCUGGAGACGAGGAAGAGGGAGGUUAAACUUGUGACUGUAGAUUCUUGUGUAGACAUUACCAUGACAACGGAAGAUCUGUCACAUGGUCAAGAAAUUGAGGAGAAUAUAGUGAAGAAACUUAAAAGUCUGCAUUCGAAAUUUUGCAGUAUAGAUGUUUAGACAUAAUAAUCAAGGCAUGUAAAUUGAAAUAACAGCAUUUUGUACUUUUGACAAAAUUAAUGAUGAAGAGGUUGGGGACUAUUUUCUAUUGGAGUAUACAUCCUCCUCCAGGAGAAUUGUCUUGUGAAAGACUCCAAUAGGAAAGAUUACUCCACUAACAUGGACAGAUUGCUGUGGUCUUGAGAAGAUGUUUAUUAAAUUUUGUGUUAAUCAACAGUUUUGUAGUAAGAGUUGAGGAAAUGAUGGGACUAUUUGUUACUUUUGUUUUUAGGAAAUGAGGAGUUAUUUAAUAUUAAACUUGUAUUUGCCAUUAUUAAUAAACAUAUGCUGUUUCAA